This is a messenger RNA of Cladocopium goreaui, 1138 nucleotides long. NCBI's taxonomy places the organism in Eukaryota, Dinophyceae, Suessiales, Symbiodiniaceae. The record is from the annotation of a GenBank genome assembly.
GGUCAGCUUCCGCUCGUUCGGAGCCAAUCUUCCUCACUCUCGCCACAGCGAAAGCACGCUCCCGCUUUCUUAGUGCCUUAGACAUUUUGUCCGGGCGACUGCUCCGGGUAAUUCAGAUCCAAAAGGUGCGGCUACCACGGCAUUCGCAGUUUGCCACUUGGUCCCAGCAAGAUGCGCUGGCCUUCCGUUUCCGCGACGCAUUCACCAUGUCGCCUUUGCUGCUGGCUGUGCUUGCUGUCGUUCACGACUCGGACCUGGUGCCUCUCGUGGCUCUGUUGCAGCUUCUCGUCGCUGGACAUUUUCCGCCCUCGGCCCGUGACUGGGUGGCAGAUGUACGCGCCCAGUGCCGCCAGCGAUACAACUACAUGGUGCAAUGCUUUGAGCGCGCUCUCGUUGACGGUGUCUCCUGCUCCUGCAUCAACGAAAGGCUUCAAGGCAUUCUACGCAUGGAAGCUUUUGAUCGCCUACCUUUUGAUCACCGUUUGGCGCAACUGCUACGUUGCUCAAGUUGGGCUCUUCAUCCUUAUGAUGCAGGCGACCCGCAUCCUGUGGAACUCGUGCAACGCUUCCAAGAGUACAAUCCCUUCCCUGCCUUGGUUGCUUUCCUUGCAGAAGCCACGACGGCCGCUGGCCCACUGCAAUACCGCGAAUUGAACAUGGACACCUUCCACGCUAUGUGUUCUGCAGCCCCCGCGCCUGUGGCGACACAUACCCUCGGAAUGCUGGCGAAGGUGCAGGGCCUCGUGGUUGCCUCUAACAUGUGGCCUCAUGUGCUUAGGUUUGAGCCCCGUCUGCAGGUGAAACACCGUCGGCCACGGGGCCUCCUGAUGGCGCGCCUCGUAGCCGAUCCCCAGGCGUGGUUUUGCAGCGUUGCUUGUCACUGCCACUGCCACAUGUUGAAAUACCUUUCUUCAGCGCAGGCCAAUCUGCCGUGGGACAUCGCUGAGCACAAGGUCGCGAACGAUUUCGCAACAGCUGGUGAUGUGCUCCGGGUUGAAGCUACUUGGCCGCAUUUAUGGUUCGCCCCCUACCUUCCUGCUGUCUUGCCCUCCCGCUUUGCUCUGCGCACUUUGAAGGUCCGCCAGAAGACCCACCAGUCGACGGCAACCAUCCGCUACGGAGAUCCAGGGGUUGCCGC